Cyprinus carpio (common carp) is the source of this 3378-nucleotide messenger RNA. RefSeq names its product cell adhesion molecule CEACAM5-like. The record is from RefSeq and is a predicted model, not a curated record. NCBI's taxonomy places the organism in Eukaryota, Metazoa, Chordata, Actinopteri, Cypriniformes, Cyprinidae.
AUUUGAUUAACAAGGUAAAUAUUAGCAGAAUGAAAGUAUAGCUAUAGCUAUUAUACCAUUUUGUUGCAGACUUGUCUGAAGUCUGUGGAAGAAGUGAAGAAUUUUCAUAGGAUUUCCAAAAUGGGACAUAAAGUACUCGCCAUAUUCUUCACCUUAAUCUGUGCACCAGGUCUUUAUGCAGUGUUCCUGGUUCCAUCAAAAAACCCUGUGGCUGUUGGGACCAAUGUCACUAUAAGUGUGAAUGACACUGGGACCAUUACAGUUGGGCUCUGGUUAUUUGGACCUAGUACAUUGUUCAUGUGGUACCAAGGGAACAUGAUUCAGGGAACUAGCCUUCAAAAUGGAACAGAAUUUAACAAUUCUACAUAUCAGCUCACCUUAUCGUCAGUGACUCUGAGGAAUUCUGGCCUGUAUGUAUUAGAAGCAUUUACACCGAUCAAAGCACGAGCAGAAAUGACAUUAGAUGUUCAGGAACCUGUCAGUAAUGUAACCUCAUUUGUUAACAUGACAAACUUGGUGGAGUUUAACGACACCGUGACGUUCACCUGCAAUGCCAGCGGAACGCCACUGUGGUUUUCGUGGCAGAACAGAAGCUCUAUAGUCACAGCAGGAGGAAGAGUUGAGCUCAGGAACGGUGGACGAGAGCUCUUCAUCAAUGGUGUGAUGCGCUACGAUGAAGGCCCGUUCAAGUGUCUUGUGGAAAACAACAUCAGCAAAGUAGAGACUAAUCAAACGAAUCUAAACAUAAGCUAUGGGCCCAGUAACCUGACAGUGACAGCCUUGCCAGAGAAAGAGGCAUACAUUUCUGGUUCAGACAUUUUUCUGUCAUGUUCUGCUGACUCCAAACCGACAGCUUCUUUCUACUGGAUGUACAACGGCAUUCAUCUGAAUGUCUCUGGUUCAAGUUAUAACCUUAGAAACACAACUCAGAACAUAAGUGGACAGUACGCCUGCGUUGCCAAAAAUGCAGUCACGCUCCGUUCUGUUGCAGUGAUAAAAAACAUUAAAGUAGUUGAUCCAAUAUUGUCAGUGACUGUGAAUCCAGCAGGGUCUCCAGUAGAAGGCAAUGCUUUUAAUCUAAGCUGUAAUGUUGUGGGGCCAGUGGACUCCAUUCAUUGGAUGAAGAAUGGAACAUACCUGGGUGCCAAUGAUAUGAUCACUUUCUUCAAUAACAACUCAACCUUGAGCUUUUACCGUCUCGGUCUUAGUGAUGAUGGACUGUACCAGUGUGCUGCUAGUAAUGCUGUCAGCAACAUAACCAGCAAGGCCUACAAUCUUAUGGUCAACUAUGGUCCAUGGAACACAACCAUGUCUGGUCCAAUUGUAGGAGUUGUAGGACAAAAUGUGACCUUCAGCUGUUCUGCUGACUCUCACCCACCAAGUCGAUACAGUUGGUUUUUAAACGUCACAAAGGUGGGAGAGGGUCCAGUAUUAACUAGAGCUCUCUCACCGGAUAGUGGUGGACGCUACACCUGCAUGGCCUCCAAUGAAAUCACAGGCAGCAGCAGCAAUGUAUCACUGGAGUUAACUUUAAUAUAUCCAGUCAGCCAUGUGAUUGUAAAUGCGGGCAAUCAGCAACCAGUAUUCAAUCAGCCAUUCACUCUGACCUGCACUGCCUCAGGAGAUGUUGAACACAUUCAGUGGAUGAAGAAUAGCAUGUUCCUUUAUCCUUACAAUGGAAUCACUUUCUCCAAUAACAACUCCACCUUGAGCUUCCAAAGUCUAAAUCUCAAUGAUGAUGGAAAUUAUCAGUGUGAAGCAAGUAACUCUGUCAGCCACAUGACUAGCCCUGCCUAUGACCUGAUGGUCACCUAUGGUCCAUGGAACACGGAAGUUGCUGGCCCAAGAAUGGCAGAGAUGGGGUCCAAUGUGACUUUCAGGUGUUCUGCAGUCUCUCGUCCUCAUAGUCAAUAUAGCUGGUUCUACAACAAUUUAAAGGUAGGAGAUGGUCCAGUGUUUGUGAAAGCAGCUCUCUCACUAACCAGUAGUGGACAAUACACCUGCAUGGCCUUCAAUAACAUCACAGGCGGCAGCAGCAGCGCAUCACUGGAGUUAACUGUAAUUGAAGCCAUUGUGAAAGUGGACGUCACCGCCGAUCCUCCUUUUCCACUGGCUUCCCAAAGCCUGCGGCUCACCUGUAAUGUUACGGGAGCCUACAACAGACUCCACUGGCUUCAAAACAACCAGAAUUUCCAGCCAUCAGACAGAGUUACAUUUUCAGCAGAUAACACCACUGUGACCAUCAAAGCCUUGCAGCCCGCUGAUAACGGGCGAUACCAGUGCGUCGCUUCCAACUCAGUGAGACAGCAUUUCAGUCAACCAUACAAUCUUGCAGUCAUCUUUGGACCACAUAGUGUGCAGAUCACUGUAACCAAUGGGAUUCCCCCUGUCCUGACAUGUCUGGCAGAGUCUCAGCCACCGGCUGUGUAUCACUGGAUCCUCGAAAACAACACAGUGGGAAAUGUUUCUUCCAUAGUACUUCCCAUAAAAUCUAUCUUUGGCGGCAAUUACACCUGUGUGGCCAAAAACCCAUGGACCAAUAUCACACUCCAAGCCAGCCAAGUUGUCAAUUUCUUUACUCCAGACCCUGACGCUGCUGUCAGUGUCCAGGCAAGUGUGAUGUUGACGGCUCUGCUCAUUCUGCUGAUCCCUGUGCUGGAUGAAUGGCUCUAAUACUAUUAUAUAUUGCUGUGAACAUGCCAUCUGUCUGUGAGGCCAGAAUGAGGCUUGUGGGUACAUUUAUCACUUAAAAGCAGCAAGACAAAAUUGCACUGGCAAGAUCGUUCAGCCCAGAUUAGUGGAGCUGCUUCUUAAUUUUCAAACAUAUUUAAACAUCAUGUAAAGACAGGUAUGAGCAUUUAUCAACCGAACACUCUUUUGGCAAAUACAAUGUAAAAAAAAAAGGAUUACAUUUUAACAGUCAUACAUUUUAAUUAAUCAUACUACAUUAUUUGCUUAUACAGUAUAUUUAUCUUCUAAAAGAUAUAUCUUUCGUACAUUUAUUACUGUCAUUAAUUGGACAGUAAUUUAAGAAAUGAAUGCUAUAAUUAAAUCUGCUGAAAUCAAUAAAUUCUGGUUUCUUUUCUGACUUGUAGCUCUGGUUUUAACUCUCUAUCUGGAAAAACUAAUUACACCAAAUUCAGGCAAAUAUAGGCAAAUUAUAUCAGGAUGACCAAUUAUCCAAAUUACCUUUCUGUUUGCUUCCCAAAUGUCUUAUAUCUCACAAUAGUAAGAUGUUUUCUUAUAUAAAUAUUAUAUGCCUUGUGUGUGAUUAUUUCCAAAUUAUAAAUGCAUUUUACAGUUAUUUAAAAGAUCAAAACAUGUGAAAUGUUGGACACUUUAUUUAUAGACCAAAUAAAAGUAAACUCUUCAAAUUAA